Megalops cyprinoides (Indo-Pacific tarpon) is the source of this 3502-nucleotide messenger RNA. Its product is annotated as rho guanine nucleotide exchange factor 19-like. Gene Ontology annotation, biological process: activation of GTPase activity; regulation of actin cytoskeleton organization. NCBI's taxonomy places the organism in Eukaryota, Metazoa, Chordata, Actinopteri, Elopiformes, Megalopidae. Bases 479 to 3502 code for a protein of 1007 amino acids. The transcript has 16 exons. Gene Ontology annotation, molecular function: guanyl-nucleotide exchange factor activity; protein binding. The record is from RefSeq and is a predicted model, not a curated record.
UCAGAGUAGGCAUGCCUGAGUUAACAGCAUCUGUCAGCACAGUGCUGGUUAACAUCUCAAUUUACAGCAUUGGGCACACCCCCCACCCAACCACCCCACAGUCUGAAGCACCUGCCUCAUCACCUGACCUGUCACUCAGGUGAGGCAGUGUGUAUCUGCUACUACAUGCAUGUAGACCCAUACAUGCCCACACACACACUCACACACACACACACACCACAUACGCCACUCCACACCACACACCGCUCCACCCACAGCCUUCACAUUGCUUUGGACACUAUGUACAGCACUGUACCUCCACAUAAUAGAGUAUAACAUUAUUCUGUAUAUGUAAUUAUCCAAAUUAUAUAUCAUAAUUGUGUUCUACCCCCCACAUGAGUUUUCCUGGUGUUGCUGCGCCCUUCAGAGGAAGGAAGAUCAAGAUGAACUACUCUCCUUUCUUCCCUGGGGGUGGAAGUUCCCUUGGGUCCCUCCAGCCAUGCUCCCUGUGUAUGGACUCUCCCCUCUCCCUGAUUUCCAGCCUCAUCUCCACUCCUUCUGCUGCCGAGGAAACAGCCCCGAUAUGUGGAUUCCGGGUUCAUCUGAGUCCCAGGCUUUAAGCGAGGCUCGGAAAGACAGGCCGUACCUGCGGCACCGCCACCACAUUGCCGUGUGCAAGCAGGAGUCGCUGGCUUUCUUUGACCUGCCUCAGUCUGAUGUCAAUGGCCUGGGCUUCCCUUCCCUGGACAGACAGUGUUCAAGCCCUCCACCAGAGCCCAGUAAGCCAGGAUGGACAGAGAGCAGGGUAAUAAAGUCAGACAACAGCAGUAAUACUGAUGUGGCCAUGGCUAGAGACCAAAGUCUUCAUGACUUCGUUAGCGCAAACAGACAAGAUGGAGGGACGUCUGAGUGCCCCGCUGCUGCGUCCCUCGCUCUCCCUCUCCCUCUCCCUCGCCCUCGCACACCCCCCCUCUCCCUCCCUCUCUCUCUCCCACUCUCUCUCCCUGUGUCCACUCUAUCCAGUGGUAGGGAGUCCCUCCACUCCCAGUGCUCCUGCUCGUCCACCUCCUCCCUGGGUUUGGAGGGGCAGAGUCCAGAAAUGUGUUCCCCUCCGAGACGACCAUCGCACGGGCUCCUCCAGGAGAAGUCCAUCCGGCGUAAGAUUAAGGUGUACUCCCCUGAGAGCCUGAGUGAUGAAAAUCUCAAUAGCCCCAGUCUGGACUCUGAGUCCCUCUUCCCAGGACCCUGUGAAGUCUUUCUGGGGGAGGAGCAGGGCUUGGUCACCCCUGCACGCCCUACAUCGCCCUUCCCAACUCGUCCAGCAGGGGGAGCAAGAGAGCCCCAGGCUGAAGCUUUCCCCAAACCAUUUGAAUUGGCUGGUCCACCUGUGGAGGACAGAGGAAGAAGAGAGAGAAUGGGCUUGGAGGACACUGUGGCUUUGGAGCAAGGUUCAGACUGGGGCUCUCUUGCUCCCCCUGUUGGAGAAGGUGAGCCCCAGGCAGAACUUUGCCCCAAACCGACUGCGCCGGCCGGUCCACCUGUGGACGACAGAGGGAGGAGGGAGAGGGUGUGCUCGGAGGACACCGCGGUUUUGGAGGGCCCGAACGUGGCCACUCCUCCGCCUCGAACCUCAGACCAGGAGCGGCGGCGCUUCUCAGCGUCGGAGCUGAUCUCCAGGCUGCAGCUCUCUCAGAGGAAGAGCUCCUUCACUCUGAAGCUGGGAAAGUCUCUCUCCGCCCGCGUGGCCUCGCGUGACCGCCAGGCACCCCGAAGCCUCAGCCCCGACCCUAAGUUCGGUUACAGACAUCGUAGCUCAGGGGGAUCCACUGACAGCGGCCCUCACAGCCCUGUGGGACCUGGGUCACCGCUGCCCUCUGGUGACAGCAGCAUGUCAUUACACCGAAGAUACCCCAGGCAAAGCAUGAGAAAAGACUCCACAGAGGAGGGUGUGUGCACUUCUCCCAAUCUCACCUGCAACAGGCGUGUGUCCCGGUUCCUUCCCAGCUCGAUGCUGUACCAGGAGUACAGCGACGUGGCUAUUAACCGAGAGAUCCAGAGGCAGCAAGGGGCGGAGCCAGGCAUAGAGGAGGCGGGGCGUGGGGGGACCACUCCCCCUGGUAAUCUAUCACCAACCAGCUCCUUCCGGUCCUCGCGGGGCUCCGCCUUCUCCUUGUGGCAGGACAUUCCUGACGUGCGCACCAGCGGGCAGCUGGACACCUUCAGCGAUGAGGAGAGGAAGCUGCAGGAGGCCAAGUUUGAGCUGGUGACCUCAGAGGCCUCCUACAUCCGCAGCCUGGCCAUCGCGGUGGAGCACUUCCUGCAGUCCCCGGAGCUGAGUGAGUGCCUGGGGGCCCAGGAGAGACAGUGGCUCUUCUCCAAGCUGCCCGACGUCAAGGAUGUCAGCGAGAGGUUCCUGCAGGACCUGGAGCAGCGGCUGGAGAAGGACAUCCUGCGUUUCGACGUGUGCGACAUCGUCCUGGCGCACUGCCCCGCCCUCGGCAGGGUGUACCUGCCCUACGUCACCAACCAGGCCUAUCAGGAGCAGACCUACCAGCGCCUGCUGCAGGAGAACCCCCGUUUUCGGGCUAUUCUGGCGCGCCUGGAGGAGGACCCCAUCUGCCAGCGUCUCCCUCUCGCCUCCUUCCUGAUCCUCCCCUUCCAGAGGAUCACACGCCUCAAGAUGCUGGUGGAGAACAUCCUGAAGAGGACGGCACCCGGCUCUCGAGAUGAAGACACAGCUACUAAGGCUUUUAAUGAGCUGAAAAAGCUCAUUAAAGAAUGUAACUCCAGCGUUCAGUCAAUGAAGAGAAUGGAGGAACUCAUUCACCUCAAUAAGAAAAUCCACUUUGAGGGCAAGAUAUUUCCUCUGAUCUCCCAGUCCCGCUGGCUGGUGAAACAUGGAGAACUGCUGGAGGUUGACACCCAGACCAUGAGCAUUUCCGGGUCAAAGUUCAAGCUGCCCACCCGGCCUGUCUACCUGCACCUGUUCAAUGACUACCUCCUAUUGUCCCGGAGGAAGGACAUGUGGAAGUUCAUGGUGUUUGUGCACGCCAAGAUCGGUGAGCUGAAGGUGAAGGACCUGAGCCAGAAACUGCAGGGAAUCUCGGGGUUCAUCUUCCAUCUGCAGCUCUGUGAGGGCCCGCAGCUCAAACACCAGAUCCUGCUGAAGGCCCACACGGAGAGUGAGAAACAGAGGUGGAUCACAGCCAUGUUUCCCUCAGAAACCAAGGUCAGCGGUCAGCACAUCAGUCAGAAUGAGGAUAUCUCCCAAGUUCAGUGCAUCAAGAGCUACCAGGCCCUGGAGCAUGACGAGCUCACUCUGGAGAAGGCAGAUAUUCUUCAAGCCAAGACCAUUACAAGUGAUGGCUGGGUGGAGGGGGUGCGGCUGUCCGACGGGGAGCAGGGCUGGUUCCCCAAAACCUACGUGGAGGAGAUUGCGAGCCGCAUCGCCCGACUGCGCAACCUCCGCGAGAACAACCGCAUCAAGUGCGCCACGCAGAAGCUCGAGGAGGAGCUCCAGUAA